AAUCUCAAAGUGCCCAUGCUUGGGUGGCAAACCGGCGACAUUCAUCAUCACACGCAAACGCACGCACCCGAAAGGUGCUUUCCCAAGCAAACCCGAGCAGACUUUUCCCACUCUCCCCCCCGCUCCCCACUUCUGUCGCUCCACCCACCCACGCCGCCGAGCGAGCCAGCAAUGCCGGCCGACCCCGCCGCCGCCUGCUCGGCGCCCGACCAAGAGCCACCGCCGCCGCCGGCCCGGCCGCUCUCCCUCGUCUCCGCCAUCCCCUUCUGGUUCUACCUCACCGCCGCAGUCUCACUCCUCGCGCUCCUCCUCCCCCACUUCCUCUCUCCCCACGCCGCCCCUCCCCUCCCGCCUCUCCUCCGCCGCCACCUCGCCGACGGCCGCAUCCUCAAGCUCCACCCGUACCCCGACCUCUUCGCCGUCACCUCCCGCCCCGCCGUCCACUCCGCGCAACAGCAGCACCAUCCCGUGCUCGUCCUCCCGGGCCUCGCCGCCGGAUCCUUCUCCUUCCGAGGCCUCCUCUCUUCCCUCUCCUCCAGGGGAUUCGUCGCCGCCGCCAUCGACCUCCCAGGCCAGGGCCUCUCGCCGCCUCCUGCCGCCCCUCCCCGCGCGAACCCUCUCCGGGAGAUCAUCGACCGCGGCAUCUUCCACGCCUUCGAGCACCUCGUCGAGACCGGCGAGGUGCCGUUCCAGGAAACCGGCCCCGAGCCGUCCCGUUCCUUCUACGCCGCCGACGAGGCGGCCGCAGCCGUGGCCCGCGCCGUGGACGCGCUCGGCCUCGCGCCUGUCCACCUCGUGCUCCACGACUCCGCCCUCCCUGCUGGGGCCGCCUUCGUGUCCGCCAACCCUGACGCGGUGCUGAGCGUCACUCUGGUUGACGCGACUGCCGCUUUGCCGGCGUUCCCUGCGGCGGUUUUCGACGUGCCGGUGCUGUGGAGGCUGGCGCUGCGCGUGCCCGCGUUGUUCAAGGGACUGAUGCGUCUGUCCUGCGCACGUGGGAUGGAUGCAGAGGAAGCCGAAGCACACAGGGUGACGAUGCGGGGGGAGGGGAGGAGGGAAGCAGUGUAUGAGACUUGGAAGUCUCUGAAUCAGAGCUUUGAUUUGAGAGAAUGGAGGAGUUCUUCAGAGAAAUUGAGGAGGCUGCCGAUGAUGGUAUUGUGGUCAGGUUCUUUUUCGGACAAGUGGAUCAAUGAGGGGAAAAAAGUGACCGCGGCGUUGCCGGACACCAGAUUCGUCUACCAUUAUGGCGGCCGGUGGCCUCAGGUGGAUGCCUAUGAAGAAAUCUCCAAUGUGAUAGCAGAGUUUGUGACCUCGUUACCAAAAUCUGUGGAGAACGAAAAUGAAGAACACAGAUCACAUAGCAUUGAUCAUUCAUUUGAUGAAGCAACAGAUGGACAGAGUGAUCGGCUAGCCGCAUGAAACCAUAGCAGUCAGAUACAUGCCCAUGUUUAAGGAUCAACAUUCUGAUUAACAAAAUGACUAGCGAGCACUCAUAUGGCUCAGGGCCUCAGGCUCAACCAAGCUCUGCGCGUCUGCCUUGAACAAGUCAUAGCUCCUACUGCUAGAAAGGGGAUGAUCACCUAUUACAUAUGUAUGGUAUCUUCCUCCUGUGAAGGUUUUAACAAACACACGCUGAUGUUUGAGGUGAUGCUGUUGAAAUGUGACUUGAAACUCUUUUUCUUCAGAUUUCAUGUUACGGUGUUCUGUAUGGAAAUUUGACUCGUGUAACCUGACUGGUGUAACAUUGUUUUUGGUGUUACUGAAUUGUUGGCUACUGCGCUGUAAACAUGGGGAGACCCUUGAUUCUGCCUAGCCUUUUGUGUUUUGCAUUCAAGUUUGUUUGUACCUGGAUCAAUUCUGAGAUAUUAGCAAUUGAGCAUGUAAACUACGUUGUGUUCUUUA
This is a messenger RNA of Brachypodium distachyon (stiff brome), 1902 nucleotides long. RefSeq names its product protein AUXIN RESPONSE 4. The coding region runs from base 16 to 1419 and encodes 467 amino acids. The record is from RefSeq and is a predicted model, not a curated record. The transcript is spliced from 2 exons. Lineage: Eukaryota; Viridiplantae; Streptophyta; Magnoliopsida; Poales; Poaceae.